Messenger RNA from Coccidioides posadasii C735 delta SOWgp, 2670 nucleotides. It is a transcript of the gene TRP5, whose product is annotated as tryptophan synthetase. NCBI's taxonomy places the organism in Eukaryota, Fungi, Ascomycota, Eurotiomycetes, Onygenales, Onygenaceae. The record is from RefSeq and is a predicted model, not a curated record. Gene Ontology annotation, molecular function: tryptophan synthase activity. Gene Ontology annotation, biological process: L-tryptophan biosynthetic process. Gene Ontology annotation, cellular component: cytoplasm.
CAUUCCCCUUCACUCCAAAAUUAAUUCCCCGCAAUUCGCUUUGAUCGGAUCGAAGAGCAAGGAAAGACACCAACGCCUAACCAGACGGAGGGCAGAAAAGCAACUUCCAUCAUGGAGGGCAUAAAGCAGACAUUUGCACAAUGCAAGCGAGAGGGACGCUCUGCGCUGGUUGCGUAUGUCACCGCGGGGUAUCCCCGCCCUGACGAAACCGUUGAUAUCAUAUUGGGCAUGGAAGAGGGUGGAGCCGAUAUCAUCGAGCUCGGUGUGCCCUUUACAGAUCCCAUUGCCGAUGGCCCCACCAUCCAGCGCGCGAACACUCAGGCGUUGCAACAUGGUGUUACUAUCACUUCUGUGCUUGAAAUGGUUCGCCAGGCGAGGGAUCGGGGAUUGAGAGCUCCCGUGCUGCUUAUGGGCUACUACAACCCGCUCUUGCGAUAUGGCGAGGAAAAGAUACUGAAAACCGCUAAAGCCGCCGGGAUCAAUGGCUUCAUUAUGGUUGAUCUGCCACCAGAGGAAGCCGUUCGAUUUAGAGAUCUAUGCAAGAAGGAAGGGCUCUCGUAUGUCCCUCUGAUUGCCCCUGCUACCUCAGACUCCCGAAUGAGACUACUCUGCAGCAUCGCCGAUUCUUUUAUCUAUGUUGUGUCGAGAAUGGGUGUCACUGGCGCCACGGGUCGACUAAGUACGGGCCUUCCAGAGCUUCUGGCACGAGUUCACAGCUAUUCCGGAAAUAUACCAGCUGCUGUUGGUUUCGGCGUGAGCACGAGGGAGCAUUUCCUGAACGUCCAAGAAAUUGCGGAGGGUGUCGUUAUCGGAAGCCAAAUGAUCACCGUGCUGGGUGAAGCACCUGAAGGCCAGAGAGCCCAGAAGAUCAAAGAGUACUGUUCAAGCAUCACGGGAAGGACGGUUGAUCGGAGCAAGCUGUCAGAGCCGUUCACGAGGGAAAUUGGCCUCACUGAGGCACUGGCAGAAGCGCAGGAACCCACGGGGGCACAAGUCGACAAAGUUAUCAAGGAGGGUUCCAGCCCAGGACCGGGGCUCGUUGACCAGCUCGAGGCUCUUAAUGUGACCGGGAAUCCAGCUGCGAUCCCAGCACGCUUUGGAGAGUUUGGUGGGCAAUAUGUUCCGGAGUCACUCAUGGAUUGUCUCGCUGAACUGGAGGCUGGAUUUAACGAAGCCAAGAAUGAUCCUAAAUUCUGGGAAGAAUAUCGCUCGUACUACCCUUACAUGGGACGUCCCAGUAAUCUGCAUUUCGCUCAGCGCCUCACCGAACACGCUGGGGGCGCUAACAUUUACAUCAAGCGAGAAGAUCUAAAUCAUACAGGAAGUCACAAAAUCAAUAACGCACUCGGCCAAGUUUUGCUUGCAAAGCGUCUUGGAAAGACCAGAAUCAUUGCCGAAACUGGAGCAGGCCAGCACGGUGUAGCUACCGCAACUGUGUGCGCAAAAUUUGGCAUGGAGUGUGUUGUUUACAUGGGUGCAGAGGACGUCCGUCGACAGGCGCUCAAUGUGUUCCGCAUGAAGCUUCUCGGGGCGUCCGUGGUAGCUGUUGAAGCUGGCUCUCGGACACUCCGUGACGCCGUCAACGAAGCACUUCGUGCCUGGGUCGUCGAUCUCGAAACUACACACUACAUCAUCGGCUCAGCGAUUGGCCCUCAUCCCUUCCCGACUAUCGUUCGUACAUUCCAGUCGGUAAUCGGUGAAGAGACGAAGCAGCAAAUGAAGGAGCUAACAGGCAGACUCCCCGAUGCCGUGGUUGCUUGUGUCGGCGGAGGUAGCAAUGCUGUUGGCAUGUUCUAUCCCUUCGCGGACGAUCUUAGCGUCAAACUGCUGGGUGUCGAAGCUGGAGGCGACGGAAUUGAAACGGGAAAGCACUCGGCGACUCUCUCUGGAGGAACCAAAGGUGUUCUUCACGGCGUGCGAACCUACGUUCUCCAGGACGAACACGGCCAGAUCUCCGAAACUCACUCCAUUUCGGCUGGUCUAGACUAUCCCGGCGUCGGGCCGGAAUUAAGUUCUUGGAAAGACACCUCGAGAGCCGAGUUCAUUGCUGCCACAGACGCUCAGGCUCUUAUUGGUUUCCGGACUAUUGCCGAGUUGGAAGGCAUUAUUCCCGCCCUGGAAUCGUCCCACGCAGUGUACGGCGUGAUCGAGCUUGCAAAGAAGAUGGGCAAGGGGAAGAACAUUGUCCUGAAUUUGAGUGGCCGGGGCGACAAGGAUGUGCAGAGUGUCGCUGAUGCUUUGCCCGUCAUUGGGCCAAAGAUUGGAUGGGAUUUGAGAUUUUAAGAGAACAAAAAGAAGAAGAUAUUUUCUUCUCAACUGACCACAAGGAACGUAACUCUUCCGAUAGUAAUGUACAGGGCCCCGAGUUGGAAAGUUCUUGAGCGAUGAAGCCAAUGGGAAAAGGGAGAAUACGUUGGUGCAGAAGAGACUGAAUAGUGUUUCGGUGCUUUAUAUGUAGUUACAUAUCCACAGUGGGGGGUUGGCUCUCUGGCACCAUAAGCCCCUUGAUAUGUCUGAAGAUGGACGUGACUUGUGUAUUUCGGUUUUAAAAACAGAUCUUCAAGACCUUUAUAUCAACAGCGGAAUAGAUAUAGAUCCGAUGUACUCACGAUCUUAAAUCCCGCAGUACGUACUAUCUAUUCUAUAAUAACUAGUCGGUGCGUUUCCAUA